GGCGCGAGUUCUUUGAAGAAGAAGUUUACAAAUAAAAUAAAGUGCAUAAAUGUAAAAUUAUUGAAAUUAAAUAGUGAACAAAUGCUGAUAGCUCAAAAACUUCAAUACUUCAUAUCUUUCCUUUUUUAUUAUUAAUUGCUAACCAUACGUAAUUCUAAUAAAACCGACAAAAUGAGUGACUAUCCAGAUCCGGACGAAGAAUAUGAGCUUAUGUACGCUGAUGAACUGGAAUUGAUGCAAGAACAAGAUGCUCUAACAGACACUAAUGUAGUUCCAAAAUCAAAAAUUACCAAAAGAAGCCUAGAUUUUUCAAAUCACAUGUCAAGCCAACCAGCACCAUCUACUCUCAUAACAAAAACUACAAGUAGUACUGAAACACCUGUAACACCAAACGAAGAUGCUGAUACUGAAACCAUCAUCAAUAGUCAGUCUUCAGUCAUAUUGCAACCAAUGGAAGAAGCCUUUGCAUCCAACAAACGUACUGCAGAUGAAUUGUUCGGUGAUAUCGAAGAUAUAGACUUUGAUGAUAAAGAAAUGCCAAACAAAAGAUUUAAGAGUGAAGAGGAAAAUGAUUUAGAAUUAAUAAACAAGAUUAUAGAGGGAAGGAGGUUGCGACAGUUGCUGGUGGAACCAAGUAAUAGACUCCAGGGAACAAAUAAACUCAAGUAUGAUGUGAAAGGAAAUAUGUCUUACAAUAUACCAAGGUGGGCUUUUGUACCUCUAACAAAUUUUGAAGGUGACAGAAUAUACAUCAGAUUAGAAUCUGAAGAAUCAUGGGAAAAUAAUCUAAAUAUUAAUAUAGAACAGCCAUCUCUACAUGCAAUGUAUGCUAAUGCUUGGGAGGAAGCUAGGAAAAUUUUAGAAAAAAAACAAGAGCGUCUAAUAGAAAACGAAAAUACAGAAGAAGUGGUAACUAUUGAAGAAGAUAUGGAGACAAAAGAUGCACAGCUAUGGGUGGAUAAGUACAGGCCCCAGUCGUAUGUAGAUCUAUUAUCUGAAGAACCGGUAAACAGAGCUCUAUUACACUGGUUACAUUUAUGGGAUAAGAUCGUUUUCAAAAAAGAAGUCAAAACGAAAGACCCCCAACAGCGGAACAGCUUCGUCAAGCGCACGGGACAGUUCCAACUGUUCAACAAAUGGAAAGGAAAGACGGAUAACGAGCCCGAGUUAGACGAAGACGGAAGACCUCAUCACAAGGUGGCGCUGCUGUGCGGCCCUCCCGGAGUGGGGAAGACGACCCUGGCACAUUUAUUAGCUAAACUAGCCGGUUACCGACCGGUAGAAAUAAACGCAUCUGAUGAGCGAAGUACGGACGCGUUCCGGACAGCCCUGCAAAGCGCCACGCUUAUGAGAUCUGUGCUGGACGCCGAGAAAAGACCGAACUGUUUGAUAUUAGAUGAAAUAGAUGGUGCCCCCUUGCCGACGAUCGAGUUGUUAGUGAAGUGGUGUACGGCAGCCAUCGACAGCGGGAAGAAGAAGACCAAAUCGCAGCCUCUGAGACGUCCCGUUAUUGCUAUAUGUAAUGACUUGUACGCUACAUCAUUGAGGCCUUUGAGAGCGGUGGCGCUGUUGGUGCGCGUGGGCGGCGCGUCAGUGUGCCGGCUGUCGGCGCGGCUGGCGGCCGUGUGCGCGCGCGAGGGGCUGCUGGCGGCGCCGCACGUGCUCACCGCGCUCGCCACGCGCGCCCAGGGCGACGUCCGAGCCGCCAUACAAGUUCUCAGCUUCAUUAAAGCCAGAGCUAGAGCACAGUUAAAGGUAGAGGACGUUGAGAACGCAGCCAUUGGCACCAAGGAUUGCAACAAAACAUUAAUGCAAGCGUUACAAGCGGUAUUCACGAUCGACGACAAAGAACCGGAGGCCAUAUUGAAGAUUGUACAGGCAGCCGGGGAGUAUGACAGAAUAGCGGACGGAAUAUUCGAGAAUUACAUGGCCGCCCGCGUGGACGCGCGGAUGCUGAUAGCUUGCGAGACUCUAUCGUGGCUGCGCUUACUGGACGCCAUUAGCUCGUGGACGAUGAGGACCCAGAACUAUUCGUUGUACGGGGCCCUGUCGUUAUGUAUAGCCAGGUGUCACAGGGUACUCGCAUCGAGGGCCCCGCAAAGGGUCAAAUUUCCUACACAGGCACAAGAGGCCUACAGAAAGAAAUUAGAAUUGGAGAGUAUAGUGAAUUCGGUAUGGCGAGGCAGCGUGCCGUCAGUGGCACUUUCUAGAAACUCUUUGAAGGUUGACGUGUUACCGUUGCUGCCCUAUCUGUUGUCGCCGUCACUACGCACCGCUAACGUACAGCUGUGCAGCGAGAGCGAGAGGAGGUCGCUGGGCGCAUGCGCGGGCGCGCUGUGCGACUACGGGCUGCGGUACGUGCAGCAGCGGACCGCCGACGGACUCUACGCUUUCGUUUUGGAACCGGACAUUAACAGAUUAGCGUUUUACGGUAACGAAGACAGAGUCCGUCCGCCGCCGGCCGUCAGACAGGCCAUCGCGCGGGCACAACAGCUAGAAAUCAUACGAAGGAACGAGGAAAUGACUGGUCGAGCUCCAAGCACAGCGACAUCAGAUAGUAAAAAGCCAGUGGAGUCCAAGAAGCCAGCCACGACAAUGAGGGAGCAGGACGCCGCUAUACCCAACCACAUGCAGCGAUUGAAACCGAAAGAAGUUACGAAAAGCACACCCCAGGUACACAAAGACUUCUUCGGUCGUAUAGUUCCGCUGUCACAAGUCAAGCGACAAGAUGCUUUGCCGGAUGUUAUAUCUUCCAGCAGCGUAUUCUACCAGUACAGAGAAGGCUUCAACAACGCGGUCAGAAGAAAAGUUCGCCUCCGUGAUUUGCUGUAGGCUAUGGCUGUCGUAACCUAAUCUUUUGACAGCUGUCAAAUAUGUCAACCAUAAUGUAAAA
Messenger RNA from Bombyx mandarina (wild silkworm), 2893 nucleotides. It is a transcript of the gene cutlet, whose product is annotated as chromosome transmission fidelity protein 18 homolog. Gene Ontology annotation, molecular function: ATP binding; ATP hydrolysis activity. NCBI's taxonomy places the organism in Eukaryota, Metazoa, Arthropoda, Insecta, Lepidoptera, Bombycidae. The record is from RefSeq and is a predicted model, not a curated record.